Messenger RNA from Camellia sinensis, 1034 nucleotides. Lineage: Eukaryota; Viridiplantae; Streptophyta; Magnoliopsida; Ericales; Theaceae. The record is from RefSeq and is a predicted model, not a curated record.
AUGUGUUACAUAGUGAAGGGGAUGGUGAGAUGUGGCAAGAAUAAGUUGAAUCGGGAGAAGUUGAAAGUCCUCCACACUGCUGGCUCAAAGGCCUUCAGAAAAGUGCAAUAUGAUGAGCGAGACCGUGCCACUGGAGAGGAACUUGGACUUGUUGAGUUGUACAAAAAGACGCAUUUUAGUGAGAAAAAAGAGGCAUGGGUGCAUGCUGAUGCUGAGAUUAGACAUUACAAGCUUGAAAAGCGGCAAGAGAAAGCUAUUGAAGACGGAUCUUGCCUGAUAUCUGAUGAGCAACUUUCUAUUGAGGUAUUUGGACAAAAAGUUGGCUACAUACGCGGCUUAGGGCGUGGUCGAAAACCAAGUACAACAUUAUCUGGAAAACUUACCCGUGCCCAACUCGAGAGGGAUAAUGAGGCUGCUACAAGGGAGGCUGAAGAGCAACGAAGAAUCAAUGAGGAGCUGGUGGGAAGAAUUCAAAUCUUGGAGUCUGAUCGCACGGAAUACAAUGCCAAAGUUGACUUCUUGAUGCAGCAGAUUAGUCAAAGAGUACCCUCUACUGAUUCUUCUUCUUAGUCCUGCAAGCUUGCGUUGAUUUAAAGCUUGGGAGCUCUCUGCUAGAUUUUGAAUGCCAUUUUAACGAAACCAUUGAGAAGAAGAUGCGAUGAGUUGAGUUGUUUUGUUAUGUAGGUAGAUAUAAUUCUAAUAACAACCUGUUCAUUGAACAGUUGAAUGCUAUAAACAAUGCUUAUAACACUAGCCUUAUAAAUUGGAAAUGAUACUUUUGAAAUCUCUGUCAUAUAUACAAUCAAGAUAUUACGUACUAAUGAAUUAGAGCAUGGUAUUUGUUUGUUAUUGAAUGCGAUGAGCAUUUUUUUUUUUUUUUUUUGUGUAGUUGAAUUUUAAUUUGGAGAUGAGUGGAUGGUUUGGUGAUAUAUAUUUUCUGUUUGGUUGUUGAGAAAUCAAGAAAGGAAUAUAAGUUGAUGUUCAAAUUAGUAUUUUUAGAAUAAUUGUUACAAAAUCAAAAAAAAAAAAAAAAA